AAUACACGCGGAAAUGAAAAAUGAAUACAAUUGAAUAUAAUAAAUAUUGGCGAUAAUAUUGUUAUAGGUAAGAUUGGAUAAUACAAUAUAAUACAAAAUAAGAUAAGAGAAGGUGAGACCAAAUAUUACAGAUGAGUAGGGAAGAAAUCAAGAGGCUCAGAGUUGACCAUAGACCUUUACUUCAAUAUAUUAUAUCGGUGAAAUUGAUAUCUCAACAAGAUUUAAGUGAGUUUGUGAAAGAUUUGAUGGUUAGUAAAAUCGAGGAAGAUUAUGAUGAAGAAAACCGAAUUGAGGCAUUGGAGGCAUUUCAGGAGUUGAUGCAACUGGAUAAGCACUUUUUAUUGAAUAGGUUGGAAAAAUUGGUGCAUGAGAUGAACUUAUUAUUGGAGCCAGUAGAUUUCGAGGUGAAGAAGUUCAAGAACCACUACGAUCUUUGCACAUUCUAUUCUGACGAUCCAAAUAACCCAGUGGAUAAUGCCGAUAUAGAUAACAACAAAGAUGGAGAGCAGGAAGAAAACAGCAGCGAUGAAGAACACACUCCAGCUGCCAACAACUACGUUAGACACAGAGACAGAAAAAUCGAAAGGGUGGAAAGCAAAAUCUACUACACGUUUGUUAACUUGAAGAUGGACGAGGCAUCAAAGUUGGCCUCGUAUUUCAGAGCAGACUCUGUGGGCGUCAUCAGAAAGAUAUUGGAAACCAUCCUCACACGCAACACAAGCACCUUCUCCAUCACGCCCCGAGAGGUCUACGUGUUUGCGUCCGAGCUCGGCGUCGGCUUCAAGUUCGUCCGUCUCCUUCUCAAGCAGCUUCUUCGCAACGGCUGGCUCAACACAAACUCGGCCGGAACGCUCUACGUCGGCAACCGUACCUUGAUUGAGCUACGCGAGGCCUUGAUCGACGAGUACGGCGUUUGUCUGGCCGGAGUGCCCGAUAACACGGUUGAUGUCAACGCGGACGGCCUCCUCUACGUCUGUGCUGGUUGCCACGGUCUCUUCACGUUCGGACUCAGCUGCACAAACAGCCACUGUCGCACUCGCUUCCACCAAGACUGUCUCUGGCACUACGUCCGGGCAACGGCAGCCGGCGGAAACUCGUGUGUCUGUCCGGGACCGCAUUGUGACGGUGUUUGGAACCUUCGGACGCUUUGUCCGUUGCAAAAAACACGGCUUCUGCUUGAAUAAGCAGGGCGCUAUCCAAAACAACACACGAUUUUUGGUGAUUCUGUUGAAA
Messenger RNA from Ascoidea rubescens DSM 1968, 1233 nucleotides. It is a transcript of the gene NSE1, whose product is annotated as Smc5-Smc6 complex subunit NSE1. The transcript has a single exon. NCBI's taxonomy places the organism in Eukaryota, Fungi, Ascomycota, Saccharomycetes, Ascoideales, Ascoideaceae. Bases 132 to 1184 code for a protein of 350 amino acids. Gene Ontology annotation, biological process: double-strand break repair via homologous recombination; DNA damage tolerance. Gene Ontology annotation, cellular component: nucleus; Smc5-Smc6 complex. The record is from RefSeq and is a predicted model, not a curated record. Gene Ontology annotation, molecular function: ubiquitin-protein transferase activity.